Auanema sp. JU1783 is the source of this 1554-nucleotide messenger RNA. Lineage: Eukaryota; Metazoa; Nematoda; Chromadorea; Rhabditida; Rhabditidae. The record is from the annotation of a GenBank genome assembly.
AUGGCUGAACCACCUUCAUUAGAGGAAAUAUUGGCUAGGAAGAAACAGGAAGAAGAAGAGAAUGCAAAGCCCAAAUUUUUAACCAAAGAAGAGCGAGCUGCUCUGGCUCUGCAAAGACGUCAAGAACAAGUUGACAAACUAAAAAAUGAACAGAAGCGAUUAGAUGAUGCGAGAAAACAGUUUAUGCAAGAAGCCAAGAAAGCACAAGAGCGUCCUGAACGACCAGAACGCGGUGGUGGACGAGAAAGAGGAGACAGGGAUCGAGAUCGUGAUAGGGAUCGAGGAGACCGUGAUAGAUACCGAGACAGAGAUCGGGGACGGGACAGAGACGGACAUCGAGACCGUGAUAGACGUGAACGAAGUCGAUCUAGAGAUCGGGAUAGAGACCGUCGAGAUCGUAGUCGGAGUAAAGACCGAAGGGAAGACAGACGGAAUGGAGACAAAGAUAAAGCACAAGAUGAUGAAGUGUUCGAUCCCGAUAAGUUGAAGAGUGCUGUUGGAGCUCGAUAUCUUGGAAUUCAAAAGGAGAAGAAGAAGCGUGGCAGGAGACUACAUGAAAGGAAGUUUGUAUUUGAUUGGGAUGCUGGAGAGGACACGACAUCACAAGAUUACAACAGAUUAUACACUCAGCGACACGAGAUCCAAUUUUAUGGACGUGGUUCAAUAGCUGGCAUGGAUGUUAAUGCUCAGAAGAAAGAAAAGAGCGAAUUCUAUCACUCCCUCAUGGAGAGGAGACGAACAGACGAGGAGAAGGCUGUUGAAAGCGUCAGAUUGACAAAAGAGGGAGUGAAAGAUAGUGCUCGUGCUCAUGAUGAUCGUCAUUGGAAAAAAAAAGAGUUGUCUGAAAUGUCCGAACGAGAUUGGCGUAUUUUCCGAGAAGAUUUCAAUAUUACAGUCAAGGGAGGUAAAGUUCCUAAGCCUAUGAGAUCUUGGACGGAAAUAGUAUUGCCGGAUGCUGUUUAUCAAGCUAUCUUGAAGGUAGGAUAUAAAGAACCUACUCCCAUUCAACGUCAAGCAAUCCCCAUUGGUCUACAAAACAGAGACAUCAUCGGAGUUGCCGAAACUGGUUCCGGUAAGACAGCAGCUUUUCUUAUUCCUCUACUGGUGUGGAUCACAAGUUUACCAAAGAUGGAAAGACGAGAGCAUUUCGAGCGAGGACCGUAUGCUAUCAUUCUAGCGCCCACUCGUGAAUUGGCUCAGCAGAUUGAAGAGGAGACGAACAAGUUUGGUUCUAUCUUAGGGGUCAAAACAGUUUCUGUCAUUGGAGGAGCUUCACGCGAAGAGCAAGGAAUGAAACUUCGUCUUGGAGUCGAGGUGGUUAUUGCAACACCUGGUCGUCUCCUCGAUGUGCUGGAGAAUAGAUAUUUACUUCUUGAGCAAUGCACCUAUGUCAUUCUUGACGAAGCUGAUCGUAUGCUUGACAUGGGUUUCGAACCGGAUGUCAAGAAAAUUCUGGAGUAUAUACCUCUGACUAAUUUGAAGCCUGAUACGGAUGAAAGUGAAAACCAAGAAUCAUUAAUGAGCAAUUUCCUGACGAAGCAGAAAUAUCGUCAA